This is a messenger RNA of Plasmopara halstedii, 243 nucleotides long. RefSeq lists its product as uncharacterized. Bases 1 to 243 code for a protein of 80 amino acids. Lineage: Eukaryota; Oomycota; Peronosporomycetes; Peronosporales; Peronosporaceae. The record is from RefSeq and is a predicted model, not a curated record. The transcript has 2 exons.
AUGGACAAAUAUAUUGUCAGCGUUUGCAGUAAAAUCGCCAAACACUUGAAAAGAUCCUGUGGCAUUACAAUCCGCUACUGCUUACGGUACUCGCUGGAUGUCGGACGUGUGCUUAGCAUUUGGUACUAUCUAAGUGCUAGGUCAACUACACUGUACAUCGUGCACCCGGUAAAUCAAUUUUGGGGUACCUGGGGUCUGUUCCGGUUUGAUUGCAUGGGUCAGCUUGAUGUAAGCAAGAUCUAG